This is a messenger RNA of Naumovozyma castellii, 3993 nucleotides long. It is a transcript of the gene BUD5, whose product is annotated as Ras family guanine nucleotide exchange factor BUD5. The record is from RefSeq and is a predicted model, not a curated record. The transcript has a single exon. NCBI's taxonomy places the organism in Eukaryota, Fungi, Ascomycota, Saccharomycetes, Saccharomycetales, Saccharomycetaceae. The coding region runs from base 1 to 3993 and encodes 1330 amino acids.
AUGAACAUUGGAAAAUCACAAUCAGCAAAAGGUCCAAUAAACAAAGAAAAAGAAAAUCUACUUUCACCAACAAGGUCAUUGAACUUAUCGCCAAUUAAUCAUUUAAUUGAUGAUUUAGCAAGUGAAUUGAAAGAGUACAACACCACUUACCAAUCCGGUAUGAGUGAUUCAUUCCAAAACAUAACCACACAAGAUGAGAAAAAACCAACAACUUUAGAUCAUCCAUUUACAGCAUUUAGUAAAAAACGAGAAAACAUUACCAGCUCAGUCUACGACGAUUCACCACUUAUUACGUCUUUUAAAAACAGCAACAAACAAACAGCAACCAAUUCAAACCAAGACAACUAUGUUCAGCCACAAUAUAACAAAAACGUCCCAACAAACACUUUGGCUUCAAAUUCUCCCAUGUCAUCAAUAUAUUCACCAGUACAAACUAGAAAAACUACAAGACCAACAAAUGCAAUAAGAUCAUCAAUUUUAACAAACAAACAACAAUUGGAAAAUUCAGAAUUGCAAAACUUAACUUUAAAUGCUGACGAUUCAAUUGCCAGCGAUGCAAAUAACACUCUUCCAAACACAGGCCCAAGCAAUACUUUUGAUUUCGACAAUACGUUAACAACAAUAACCACUAAUAACAGUUCUCCAAUGAAACCCACUACUGCUGCUAAUAAUACGACCGUAGAUUCUUCCGAUUACGCCUACCUUUUCAUAAUGGCAGUGCAUUCCUUCGAUACAUCAACUUUGGAAAACGAAAACGACAAAACCAUUUGUUUAGAUUUCGAUAAAUACGAUGUUGCAUUCGUACAUAACGUAGAUGAAUCAGGUUGGGGAGAAGUAACCUUAAUUAAAAAUGAAAAAAGAGGUUGGAUACCGUUUAAUUACUUUGAGGACACGAUCAAAACUGUUAAAGGCAAUAAGACCAUCGACAUAAUAAAUUCAAGAAUACCUAUGAAAUUAUUACUAUCUGCUUCAGCACAAUUUUUAUUGAACCCACAAAAUUUUAGAUUACCUGGAACAAAUUCAUAUACAUUUAAUGUGGAUUACAUUAAUAGAAUCAGAGAUGGAGUAAAACAAUUAUUGGAAAUGACCAAUUGUGUAUCUCGUUCGAACGAAUUAGUAAAAUCAAAGCCUAGAAUAAAAAAAGCCAGAAAACGACUACUAGCAGAAUGGUACAAUCUGAUGAUAAAGGCGGACUCAUAUAAGCAAACAACAUCUUCAAGAAGAAUCGAAAAACUGACGGCAAUAUUAUAUCAAGUCCUAAAGAUGAGUUUCAACUUCUUUGUAACAUGGUCCCAUGACAUCUUGGAAUAUGAAAAAGAAAUGGCAACAACAAAAUCAAUUGACCCAAUGAAACCAAGUAAUACUCAUUUCAACAAACCCAAUCUAGACAUAAAAAAUUUGGACACAAUUCCUUUCGCGAAAUCACGUCUAAAUGAAAUACACUGUUUACUAUUCAAUUACAUUGCGAUCAUACUUGGAAGAUUAGAUUUGAUAGAACACAAUCCUAUAGGCUGUGAAGCACUAGAACUGAUAGUCCACCAAAUUAUAAUGUUACUCAGAGAAUUACUAUACAUCAGCAAAUCAUGUUCUUUUUUCAUACAAGAAAAAUACCAAAAUGGCUAUGAAAACACUUUGGAUUCUAAUUUAGACCCACUUCUAUCUUUGGUUUCCGAUCUUAUCUCCACCAUAAAAGACCUCGUAACGAAAACAAUUCAUGACGAUUAUAAGAGCGAUCUGGGUAAAGAAAAAGUUACAUCCGAAAUAUAUCAAUACACGCAAGAUGGUUCACGUUUGAUAAACAUCAUUUGUCAGAUGACAGCUUUAAUUUCAAAAACGGUUCAAGGUGUAUCAAAUUAUCUAAAGCUAAUUGGUGAUUUUGAAUUAGAUAGUGACAGGAAAUAUCCAAAUUUCAAAUUAUUGAAAAUUACGCCAGCGGAUUUCAUUAAAAAAUGUUCCAUCGGCCUCGCAAAAAAUAUAGAUUACAAGAAAUUGCAGAGUUCUUACCAAAUGGAAUCAGUUAGGAAAAAAAAUUCAGAAAAUAAAAAUAUUUCAUUAUCAAGAUAUUCAACAAUAAGGGCUGGAAAUAGUAAAAAUGAGUUCACUUAUCAAGGCACUCAACUUCUUCAAAAUACACUCAAUGAAAAUAAAUCUUUUGACAGGUACUCAAUUUUUGAGAAAUACACAGUAGACAACGAUGAAAAAUCUGAUAUUUUGACAACAAAUGACACUGAUAUUUUGCAUGACGAACUUGUAAGAAAUUCAAGCAACAAUAUAAUUGGUGGCUCAUUCAGAGCAUUGGUAAUUAAGUUAACAGAUGAAAUUGAUAAAGCAGAUGACUUUUUAAUCUUUUCUUUUCUUCUAAAUUUUAGAAUAUUUGGAACACCAGAAACAUUAAUAGAAAUUCUAAUUGAGCGAUUUGAUACGGAGGGUAAAAGAUCAACUACCCAAACUUAUAACAAGAGUGGUCCAUACAGCUCGAGUGAAUCAAGGAUUAAAAAUCGUAGAAGAAUAAUCUGUAAUAUAUUCAAUAUAUGGAUGGAAACGUUUUGGAACUAUACAACCGAUUUUACCUUACUUCCAACCAUGAUUAAUUUUUUCAAUGAAGGAGUUUGUGAAUUUCUUCCUAUCGAAGGAAAGUUAUUGAUUGAAGUUGCAGCAAAAUUAAUGAAUAAAACAUCUUUAAAAAGAAAUUCAAACAUAAUACCAAAAGGGUGCUUCGAUCAAUUAAAAGUUAGAAGUAUUCAACCUUCUAGCACGUCAUCCAUUUUAUCUGAGAAGUCAAUUGCAAGAAGUAGUAUCGCUUCAUCCAUUUUGACACUAGAUGAAAAUUUAAUUGAGGAAUACGAGUUAAUUGACCCUUUAAAACAAAAAAGAGAUUCCUUUUCAUUAGAAUUGCCAAUAUUGAAUUUAGGAAACUAUUCAUUAUUAUCAAAGGAAGACGUACAAAAUAUUGAAAGAAGUUUAGAUUUCUACAAACAAAUUACGAAUAAAACAAAGGCUGAAACAAAUUCUUUAAGAAAUAUCAACUUACAAACAAAAGAUAUAAUAGAUAAUUGGAUUAGAAUAACAAUUGGAACAACUUUAACACCACGAUUUGAUAAACUACAGAUAAAAAAUUUGGUUUCAUUUAAUGCGUUGGAAGCAGCCAAACAACUAACUUUGUUGGAAUCGACGCUCUAUAUGGAAGUACAACCAUUUGAAUUAAUUAAUGAGAAUUUUUUACAAAAGAAAAAGCUUUUGAAUUUAUCUCCAAAUAUUAAUGCAACACUGAACUUCACAAAUCAAUUUACAAAUUAUGUUUUGGAAAGCAUUUUAACACCAAAUUUAUCAAUCCCUAAAAGAUGUUCCAGAUUAAAGGGCUGGCUUAGAAUUGCUCUUUCAACCUUGUACUUUAGAAAUUAUAAUUCUUUGGCAUCAAUAAUGAUAGCAUUGCAAAGUCAUUCAUUAAGUAGGCUAUACUUCCUAUGGGAGGAUUUAACUGAAAAAGACAUAAAAUUAUACGAUUUCUUAUGUCAGAUCAUCCAUCCAAAUAAUAACUACAGAGUAUAUCGAGAGAAAUUAAGAAUAUUAAAGAGUGGCAAUAACCAAGCACCACUAAGUUUAAGCAAAUCACCUCUACCAAUCGUACCUUUUUUCAACCUAUUCUUACAAGAUUUAACUUUUAUAAAUGAAGGUUUACCAGAUUAUAGAAAUCCAGAUUCAUUUAGACCUAACAAAAUUAUUAACAUGGACAAAUUCUUCAAGAUAACCAAUACACUUUCCACAGUGCAAUUCUUUCAGGUCAAAUAUGAAACAGAAAAUGUUGUGGCUAACAAUCAACGCGAUUCAUUUUUCCAUUUAACAGAUCAGAUGGGUGUUGAUACAAGAAACAUUAAACCAUUACCACUGUUCCAAGAGUUUAUCCUAUAUGAGUUCUGGUACGUUAACACAUUCUACACCGCAAACCCUGACAGAAGCUACGAAUUGAGUUUGCAAUUAUUACCCAGAAAAUAG